Oncorhynchus gorbuscha (pink salmon) is the source of this 1949-nucleotide messenger RNA. RefSeq names its product prolargin-like. Bases 162 to 1304 code for a protein of 380 amino acids. Gene Ontology annotation, molecular function: protein binding. The transcript has 7 exons. NCBI's taxonomy places the organism in Eukaryota, Metazoa, Chordata, Actinopteri, Salmoniformes, Salmonidae. The record is from RefSeq and is a predicted model, not a curated record.
AUAGCCAGGGAACCAACCCAAUAGGAGGCUUGUCCACUGAGAAGGAGAGGAGGGAGAGAGGGGGAGAGAGAGGGAGGCGUAAGAGAAGGGUGGGAGAGACAAAAAGCAGAGAGACAGAAAACUCGAUUUGAUAAAAGAGGGCAGGUACCAUUGGCAGGACAAUGAAGACAGGUGUGGGACUCUACACUGCCCUGGUGCUCUGUCUCCUGAUGGGGACAGUGUUUUUACAGAGACCACGGCCUAAGAAACCUCCUAAGCCUCCAAAGCCCAGCAAGCGCCCCUCCUUCAAGCCUGCCCCGCCACCUAAGGAACCAGAACCCCAGGAGCCCACAGAUUUCCCCCCUCCCGUUGUUGGCCCCCCUUCCAUGUUCUCUGACUGUCCCCGGGAGUGUUUCUGCCCCCCAUCCUUCCCCAAUGCCCUCUAUUGCGAGAACCGGAACCUCCGUACGGUCCCUGUGAUCCCGUCCAGAGUACAAUACCUAUACCUGCAGAACAACUACAUCUCCGAGGUAACGGCGGAACCCUUCAACAAUGCCACAGAGCUGAGAUGGGUCAACAUGGCCAACAACCGCAUUAAAAAAGUGGACAAGCAGGUGUUUGAGAAGGUACCUGGUCUGUUGUUUCUCUACAUGGAGAGGAACCAACUGAAGGAGGUUCCUGAUGACCUGCCAGCUGGGUUGGAGCAGCUCAGACUCAGCCACAACCAGAUCUCCAAGAUCCCAUCUGGAGCCUUCGGCAAGAUGGAGCACCUCGCUCUGCUCGACCUGCACCACAACAAGUUGAGUGACAGUGACAUGGGGAAGAACACUUUUAAAGACCUGAAGAACCUGGUUCAGCUGAACUUGGCCCACAACAUCCUGAAGAAGAUGCCAGCUAACAUCCCCAACGGCAUCGCACAGCUAUUCCUGGACAGGAACAACAUUGACAACAUCCCUAAGGACUACUUCCAAGGCUUCUCCAACCUGGCGUUUGUGAGGCUCAACUACAACCAGCUGAGUGAUAAGGGAGUCCCUAAGGCUGUGUUCAACGUAUCCACUCUGCUAGACCUUCACCUGGCCCACAACCAGCUCACCUCCGUCCCCCUGUUCAACCCCCAGCUGGAGCACUUGCACCUCAACCACAACAGCAUCGAGAGUAUUAAUGGGACCCAGCUGUGUCCAUUUAGUCUGUCCUCUGAGAGUCUGACUGAUGAAGCUCUGAUGCCCAGGCUCAGGUACCUACGUCUGGAUGGGAACCACCUGAGUCCUCCUGUCCCUCUAGAUGUCAUCAUGUGUUUCAGACACCUCAAGUCCAUCGUUGUCUAGAACCAGGCCUGGAGUCAGGGGCUGCUUCAGGACGCAUACACAUACAUGCACACACGCGCACUCAGACACAGUCAGCAAACGGCAGCAAACCUACGCAGAUGUACGCAAGGCAACGCACGGACACAAACAGACAUGCUUGCCCAUACGCAGUCACACGCACAUACACUCACACACGCACACACACACACACACACACACACACACACACACACACACACACACACACACACACACACACACACACACACACACACACACACACACACACACACACACACACACACACACACACACACACACACACACACACACACACACACACACACACACACACACACACACACACACGACUAUUUCAGAUGGGUGAAAUGGUGCCAAAUAACCUGAGUGAAAUGCUAGCUGUACGGCUUUGACAACUUCAGGAAUAUUUCACUCGUCUAAACAAAUAUUUAUAAAACUAAGAACCAAGCCGUCGCAUUGACUACAUCUUUGAAGCAUGGAUGUAUCUGCAGUUACUACCAUGUAGUUUAAAAUGCCCUUGGGGAAUCUGUGUUUUUGAGGUACUUUGUUUAUAAAAAAAAUAUAAAAUUAUAUCCUUGUUUCUUGUAUAAAGCAGUUGUGUACAAAUAAAAUAAAUCAAAUCUG